Molecule: messenger RNA, 1935 nt
Organism: Hyaloscypha bicolor E
Lineage: Eukaryota; Fungi; Ascomycota; Leotiomycetes; Helotiales; Hyaloscyphaceae
Product: WD40 repeat-like protein
Exons: 3
Coding region: 1-1935 (644 amino acids)
Cellular component (GO): mRNA cleavage and polyadenylation specificity factor complex
Molecular function (GO): protein binding
Source: RefSeq, a predicted model, not a curated record
AUGGCCUACGAUCCACGCGGCGAGCGCGACCAUGGAGGGCAGGGCCGAGGCGGAGGAGGCCGAGACGGAGGAGGAGGUGGUGGUGGAGGAGGGUAUGAAGGCAUGACCUUCCGUGGACGAGGCAAACGCCCCGUUACAGAUUAUGGAUCAACUAUUGUCCACUGGAUGCGAAAUAGACAGCCAAGAUUCAAGGGUGGCUACCAAGGAGAGAUGGAAAGACCAAGUCCAAGCUAUAUCGUGGAUAUCCUACCGCCGUUAUCGAGGCUUUCAAACCCAGCAGAUUCGAUCCCUACGAAACAUCUUCAUGCCUCGCUGAACAAGAACAGGCAUCCCGUGAACUUUGUCCGAUGGACACCAGAGGGGCGAAGAUUACUCACGGGUUCAGCCAGUGGCGAGUUUACUUUAUGGAAUGGAACUGGUUUUAACUUCGAAACCAUCAUGCAAGCACAUGAUGCUUCUAUCAGAGCCUUGACCUACUCACACAAUGACGAAUGGCUGGUGUCAGCUGAUCAUGAAGGCAUCAUCAAGUACUGGCAAACCAACUUCAACAACGUGAAAGUCAUCCAAGGGCACAAUGAUGCAAUUCGAGAUAUUGCAUUCAGUCCGAACGACUCGAAAUUUGUCACGGCCUCAGACGACUCUACUCUGAAAAUCUUCGAUUUUGCUGGAGGGAGUGAAGAAAAGGUCCUAACAGGCCACGGAUGGGAAUGCAAGAGCGUCGAUUGGCAUCCAACAAAAGGUCUUCUUGUUUCCGGAUCAAAAGAUCAUUUGGUCAAAUUAUGGGAUCCUCGAACAGGCCGAUGUCUAACGACACUUCACGGCCAUAAGAAUACCAUCACCAAAACUCUGUUUGAAAAAGUGAGAGGAAACUGUCUAGCAACAUCAGCACGAGAGCAAUCAGCACGUGUAUUCGACCUUCGGAUGAUGCGUGACAUCUGUAUCCUGAAAGGUCACGAGAAAGAUAACAUCACGGCACUAGUAUUCCACCCUAUCCACCCAAAUCUCCUCAGCACAGCAGGCGAUGGACCAAUCUACCACUACCUCCUCGACGAGCCCAAUACCCCACCGGGCGUGGCAACAACCAUAGCACCCUACGACAGUCCAGACCCUACCACCACUCCAGCACAAGUCAUCUACCCAGCGCACAAAAUCCAGCACGCUCACCAAUACGCCGUAUGGUCACUGGACUGGCAUCCUCUGGGUCACAUCCUCGCAUCAGGUUCCAACGACCGCAGCACCGCUUUCUGGACUCGUGCCCGACCCGGCGACGUCGACGUCAACGACGACAAAUGGCACAUCGGCGAAGCAGCCGCCGAAGCAAAAGGGACCUGGGACCGUCGCGGUGCUCGUCGUCACCGGCAGGAGGAAGAAGAGCAGGAAAUGGAAGACGAGGUCGAUGGUCUUGUCGACCAGAAAAUGCCAUCUAAAGCCCCCACCUUCCCUGGUAUGCCCGGUCUACAAUUACCGCAGUUUGGAAAGGACAAUACAGGCGCUCAGCCAAUAUUCCCCGGUAUGGGUUCCGCUCCCCCUCCGCCCCCUAUGUUUGGGAACGGUGUGCCUCCUCCUCUGCCUGGUCUCGACCCAAGCCACCCUCCAGAUUUUGCCAAGCUGGCAGAGAUGCUGGGCAAAGCUGGGCUACCACCUCCACCACCUAUUGGUGCUGGCCAAAUACCACAGAUUCCUGGAAUGCUACCGCCUGGCUUGUUGCCGCCCCCUGGAUUUCCUGGUGGGUUCCCGCCUCCGCCGCCGGGGAUGGGGAUGGGUGCUCCUCCUUUCCAGAUUCCUGGAAUGGCAGGUGGAGGGAGUGUGAGUGAGAACAAGGAGGAGCCGCCGUCUUCGGGUGGUGGAAGUAUUCGGAGGAGAGGACCGUUACCGAGUCAGGAAGAAAGUUUGCAGAUGGAGCAGAGGAAGGGGAAGUACACCCGAGCGAGGUGA